This is a messenger RNA of Elephantulus edwardii (Cape elephant shrew), 801 nucleotides long. Its product is annotated as heterogeneous nuclear ribonucleoprotein L-like. The transcript has 2 exons. Lineage: Eukaryota; Metazoa; Chordata; Mammalia; Macroscelidea; Macroscelididae. The coding region runs from base 1 to 801 and encodes 266 amino acids. The record is from RefSeq and is a predicted model, not a curated record.
AUGGAGAAGGUCAUAAUUAGACCCCCGAGAGAUACAAUCACUCAGCACGGAGAUGGCGAGCUUGGAAGCAAAGACCUGGCCUCAUCUGUUCCCGUCUCCCAGUCACGUUGCCUCCCAGAAUGCCCCUGCAUCCUCCGAGACAGAGGUCUGGAGGAGGCACAAAGGGACUUCUAUUUCCAUCUUGUGGCUCUAACAGGACGAGGAUCAGUGGGCAGGCAGACACACUGGGGCAUAAUGGCUCUGCUCUCUCCACAGGCCCCCUCCCCCAGUGCCUUUGUCUCCGCUGGCGAUGACCUCAGCAGAACAAGCUCCCUCUGUAAUGGCCACUUCAUCAGCAGGGGCUGUGUAUUUAGUAGCAGGAAAUGUAAGCUUUUGUGGUCAGUAUUCGUCUCCAAGCAACCAGCCAUCAUGCCUGGUCAGUCAUACGGGCUAGAAGAUGGGUCUUGCAGUUACAAAGACUUUAAUGGCUCAAGAAACAAUCGAUUUUCCACCCCGGAGCAGGCAGCCAAGAACCGCAUCCAGCACCCAAGCAAUGUGCUGCAUUUCUUCAAUGCCCCCCUGGAGGCGAUCGAGGAGAACUUCUUUGAGAUCUGUGACGAGCUAGGAGUGAAGCGGCCAUCUUCUGUGAAAGUGUUCUCAGGCAAGAGUGAACACAGCUCCUCUGCGCUGCUGGAGUGGGAAUCCAAGAGUGAUGCCCUAGAGACACUGGGCUUCCUGAACCAUUACCAGAUGAAAAACCCAAACGGGCCAUAUCCGUACACCCUGAAGUUGAGUUUCUCCACUGCUCAGCAUGCCGCCUAA